UCAACGAUUAUCGUCUUGAUUAUUACUUAUUGGAGACAGUAAAAUUGUACCAACUGGUUGGAGCUCAACCAAGUUCAAUAUCUGUGCCUUAGCAAGCUUAUUAAACAAUACAUUUGAUGUAAACCAUUCCUCCAAGAUUUAAUAUUUCCGUCGACUGUCAUAAUAUAACUCAUUACUUGACUCCUUAUAAAAAGUAUUUUCAGUUUUUGUAAUCUAAAUAUAUAUAUUAUAGGAGUUAUGCCGUACAAGAGGUCGCUGAUUUGAAACUAGUUCACUACAAUAUGGAAUCGCUAAAUCACAGGAAAGGGAGAAUAGUAUUAAACAUCCGUUCCUUCCCUGCAUAGAAAGAGGCUAACAGUGGGAAAUCUUCAUGCGUUGGGCGACUCAGAAAGAAGGUCCCGGUCUAACAGAAAUCUCACACAUAAGGCUUAAAAGUAUUAAAUCAUAAAUUCAACAUGUACACAUUCAUAAUCAAAGCUUUUGCCGACUUAUGGCCCAAAGCAGGACGUUGGCCUCUUUCAAAUUGCUUUACGACGCUUGAUCCCUCGAAGGGUUUAUUGCUUGCUUUAAAAAUAAGUCUCAUGCCCACACGGCACCUAAUACAAACCCACGCCGAAACUCGUUUUGUGUUGUGGGUUUACGAACUUUACAUGCACUAACAUGACAUUGCACAGAUAUAUCGAAGCAAUUUAAAGGCCCACCCAAAUAUCGCUAAGUAUAAAAUCAUGGUGAACAUUCCUAAAAAAUCAGAUCCAAUACAGUUUAUGUCCCUGAAAUUAUCAUGUUAUCGCACGUAUCCUUAUGCAUCACUCAUUUCGAGCACAAUAACGAGCAAAAAUAUUUAUCCUGAACAUAAAUUGAUAUUUUACUGCCCAGAUAUCGCAAAACUAUCACUCCUAUCGGGCCCGAACGGACUAUAAAUUUUAUAACAACAAAAUCGAAACGAGUUGCCGGCUGCAUCAUCAAAGAACCUGUGAUUUAUAUCACCAAAACGUUUAAAAAGCGCUAUUAUGUGAUGCCAAUGAUGUAACAUGUAAGAAAAAUUGUGGCUUGAAUUACGUUGAAUUUCAUUCUCUAGAUAGGGAAGAACAAAAACGAUUUCACGCAAAGAAAACCUGAGUACAAACAAGUUUGUUGAAUAAUCUGCGGCAUAAAGGGCCAGUUUAAAAAUAUGAGGUCACGAGGAAUUCGGCAAAGAAAUUAUUCUUGUAAAGUGGUGAGUUGUGGCAUAAGGAAACUAUUACGUACUGACUAUAACCUUACGACAGUCAGUGUAUAUGUAAGUCGCAUCUCAAAAAGAAGCUCAUACAGUUAACGAGAUGAUUAAAAUGUCCCUUACCUGUUCAUGCUAAAUGUUCUCAUAAUUGGCCGAUUGUAGCACAUUUAUAUCUAGCACUCGAUCUUAUAUUUUAUUGAACGGUGACAAUUACUGCAGAGCUUCGAUUCCGGCAAUGUUUACACAUUCUCCGCUUCCUGUUUAGAUCGGAGAAGAUAUUUGUUCAAUUCUCUCUUGUAUAGCCCUCUUUCACGGAAGUAGGUUUCCCUCCAAACGAGGAAAAUAUUAGGUUAAUACUAGAUUGCUUACACCGGUCAGGUACCUACUUUAUGAGUAGGUUUGGCAUGUAGAGUGUUUUGCAUCCGCGUGCCCAAUGGAUUCGCAAAAUGUUUGAACUUUGAAUACCAACAGAGGACCUCAAUUAAAACCCAUAAAGUUUACCUACUUGUAAGUAUUUUAAGGAGGAUACAUUGCAUGCUUUAGGUGUCUUUUGUCGUCCAAAACAUGGCUUGGUAGUGUUGAGUAUAAAUUUACAUGGUGGCGCCCACAUCUCAGGAAGAAAACAAUACAUUACAUGGUCCAUCAAAAGAUUUGGGGAUACCUACUGAUGGCAAGACAAUAAGACGCCAAUAUACCGUGAAGGUGACUUGAAAUUGCAUACGUAUACAUGAAUGGAUAGUUUUCUUAAGACAAGUCGUUCUUCGAUCGAGUCAACUAAAGUAGACUAUUAACGCUAAUAAACGAACUGAAAUAAAGACGACUUGGGUUAGUUGGGGUGGCAAAAUUACUUUGUAAUUGAAAUGAUGAACUUAGCUACAAAUUUAGUUUAUUUACAGAUGUUACAACUUGUUUAUAAACGGAAAUUGUGUUUUUCCAUUUCUCUGAAUGUUUACUUGACUAAAUCUGAUAAACUUAAUUGAAUUCAAAACUCCGAUACCGCAAAAUUUACGAAAGCAUAACAGGCAACAAACUUAAAAAUCGAAACUAACUAAUAACAAUCAAACGCAUACUUACUUCACUUAAUAGCAGUUGAUUACAAAGACAAUUUUUUGCUAAUUACAAAGCAAUACAUUAGCGUCGAGACAUCAAGUCACUAUCAAAACUUCCGAAACAAAUCAAUCGGUGUUCUGUGCGAAAUAAAUUCGUAUUUUACAGAAUUGGUUAGUUUCGCACACAAUUGCCAAACGUUUCAUUUCUUCGGCCCCCCGUGCCUGGCCGGCGCUGCAUGUUAUAAAGUGCGGAGAAAGCACAGCGGUCGAACAGUCGCGCGCGUCCCGUCCGCCAUUGUUGCGUUUAGUCCGUUUCGCGCCCUUUUCUGACGUGCAGUCAUUUUAGUGUUGCAAAGUUUAACGGAUAAUUUUAUUUGUGUAUUACAAUGGAAAUGAGGUGGAGGUAUUUGUUGACGUUGCUCCUGCUCGCCGUGGCGUUCGCAGAGGAAGAUGACAGCAUCCCCGAUGCCGGCGUUGAUGACGACAGUGAUGAAGUGUCGCUAAACCAGGAGGAGUCCCGCAACCUUCGGCCGCGAGCAUACACCCCCACAGCAUAUAACGCACUACCCAGCGGCUUCAGACCUACUGCAUCCCUGGCUGAGCUAGCCGGCUACCAGCGCCAGGAACAGCAGGAGCAGCAGUACGUGCUCCAGCCUAGGCCGACGCAGCAGCAACAAUAUGAUGAACCGAGACCGACACAGAGGGCACCUCAUAGAAAGGACCAGCGCCCCGCAAGACUGCAGCAACAACCAGUCCAAGAAGUGGAAGAAGAGCUUGAAGAUGAGAAAGAGGAACCAGACCGUCUGUCCCAGCUCCUGCAGCAAUCCAAGUUCAACUGCGUGAGCAAGCCCAGCGGGUACUACGCCGACGAGGACCUUAAUUGCGAAGUCUUCCACUACUGCCAGGACAAUGUCAAGCACUCCUGGAUCUGCCCUGAAGGAUUCACUUUCCACCAGGUACAUCUGAUUUGCAUGCCUCCUACGCACGACAGCAUCUGCCAGAAGUCAUCUAAGUACCACUUCGUCAAUGAGUACCUGUACCGACCCAUCAACGAGGAGGAAGUCCAGAGGAAGCCCAACGUGUCCCUCAAGUACUCCGACAGGUACUACCCCUCGGAGGUCUACAGGGAUGACAGAUACGACCAGGAAGAUGAGGAGGAGGAGGAGGCACCUCGCCGCCAGCCAGCGCCCGCGCAGCUGCAGGCCCGGCCCGUGCAGAGGCCGCAGGGCGCGCCGCAGGUGUUCCGCUCCGCCGAGGAGGUCAACAUCCCUCUGGUGCAAAGGCGCCCACAACGCCCCUACGACUUCGACUUCUAAGCCGCCUCUCCCUUUAGAAGCCAUUGAUCGUCGGUUAUAAGCUCUAUCGUUAAUUUAAUAAGCCAUUUCUACUCAGUGGGUCUUUUCAAAACCAAGUAUUUUAGGUUUUCUAAAAACUUUAACAUCUUUAACACCUCAUUGUGUUACUCUGCAAGAAUCGAUCUAAAUUAUAUUUGUAUACAAUUAUUUGAGAUUGAUUGUCGUCAAUAAAAGCCACUGAUACGUUAUGUAACCAACAAUUGUUGGAAUACGCGGAUUGACGCCUAUUUAAAAUGACUUAUCAUCACAUUAUGAAGUUAAGGUUAAGUUUUAAUUAAACUUAUUUAUGUUUCUGUACAAUAAGUCACAAAUUAGUUGUAAGCUAGUCUUUGCGUAAACUAAAUAAGUGAAAUAAAAAAGUUAAAAUUGUA
Molecule: messenger RNA, 3991 nt
Organism: Trichoplusia ni (cabbage looper)
Lineage: Eukaryota; Metazoa; Arthropoda; Insecta; Lepidoptera; Noctuidae
Product: transcription factor SPT20 homolog
Exons: 6
Coding region: 2652-3581 (309 amino acids)
Cellular component (GO): extracellular region
Molecular function (GO): chitin binding
Source: RefSeq, a predicted model, not a curated record